GGUGUGAGGGCGAGUGGAGGGAGCGGAUUGAGACUCCCCCGGCGAUGUCGGCCUGCUCUUGGGCCGAAGCCUCGGGCUCGCCUAGCGGGGCUGCCGGGAGAGGCGCGCCUCGAGGCGGCCAGCGCAGUAGGCCGCAGGCGCCCUCCCGCCGCGGGCUCGUCGAGGAGAGCGACUGGGCGUGCCCCAUCUGUUUGGACACGAUAGAAGAGCCGUACAUGACCAAGUGUGGCCACAGCUUCUGUUGCAAAUGCAUCCGUCGGAGUCUGGAGGAGAACAAUAGCUGCCCAAAGUGCAGUUCCGCCAUUAAGAAUUCAAAGCAGAUAUAUCCAAACUUCCUCUUGAACGAGCUGGUCCUGAAGCAGCGUCAGCGGCUAGAGAAUCGAAUCGAGAUGGAACAACCGGUGAUUGGAGAUGUGCAGGGAAAAGCGACUCCACCUUUGCUCGCACCGGUGACAGUGGCCAAGUCGCCUUCCAAGGGAGGCAUCCUCAAGCCCCUUGCCACGGGGGAGGUCGUGAAGAAAAAGCGAAAAGUUUUGCAUCUGUCGGACUCCGAGGGCUCGGACAGCAUGGAUUUCAUGGUCGACGAAGAGCUGCUAGCAAGUGUGUCGGGCGUGAUGCCGUCCAAGCGAACUGAACAGGCCAGGGCAGCAGGCAAGAUGAGAUCUGCCGUCGUUGUCACGAGUGUCAAGACGGCGAUUGAGAUCUCAAGAAAAACCACGUUGACAGCAAAGAUCAAACAAGGGAAGAUGGUCUCUGCAUCACCUUCCAUCAAGCUUCCUGCAAAACGGCGACACUCACCCUUUGACUGGUUUGAGGGUCCAGAUGUCGACACCACUUCUGAAUCGGAGGAUUAAAAGAGAAUCGGAGUUUGUUUUGAGGGACGUUGUUUUACGUUCCAUUGUUCUUGGCGAAAUGGUAGCCAGGGUGGAGACUUUUAGCCACCGCAGUUAAAAUGUUUUGGGUGUUCAGUUUUAAGUCGCUGCUUUUCAUCAAUUUUCAGAGAGGAGGUGGGGGGGUGGACACUUUCGCCGUUAACACUGGUCAACAACAACAAAACAACGUGUUUUUCUGGCCUGGACUUUUGCAGCUGUUCUAGACUUUCAGGGUGCCGAUUCCAAAUCUGAUCUCAGAUUUGCUCUAUCACAUCUCAUUUUUAAAUCCUUUAUAUUAAGUUCGCUUGCUUGCUUAGGACCGUGCAAAUCUUUCGGUCGUUUUUUAACCCACUUCCCGUGAUCCAAUCGAGCUGACAUUUUGCACACAGACUCGUUGUGCGUGGCAAUGCAUUUUCGUGAAAAAAUUUUUCCAAAAUUUUACACUGUUUAGGGAAAAUUUUAAAUAUUUAAUUACCAAUUGUUUAAUGAUUGGCAGACAAUCAUCUGACCCAUAGGUGGCAGCCAUCUCAAGCCAGAGGACUCUAGCCGCCAUGCAUAUAAAGGAUUUAUAGUGAAAAACUUUGUUUUUACGGGUUAAUUUUUUAUGCUAUCGGCAUACCCCAUUUUCAUUGAUUUUACCCGAAAUUAACUCUGUCACUUAUGAUUGCAAGUUGUUGCGAGUCAGUGACUGCUUUAGUGUUAAAAUAUGGUGCUGUAUUUUUAGGAUAGUGUGUUUAUAUCAUUUUAUGUAGAUAUCCACAUUUAUUUAAUAUUUUUCUUCUGCAGUUUUUAUUGAAAAUGCAAUCUUUGAUAUCUCAAAAACAUUUUGAUUGCAUUUUGAUUGUAAAGUGAACGUUCAUUGUUUCUGUUCGUUGCGUGUACGCUCAAAAUUAAAGCGCUUA
Messenger RNA from Lethenteron reissneri (Far Eastern brook lamprey), 1774 nucleotides. RefSeq lists its product as uncharacterized. The record is from RefSeq and is a predicted model, not a curated record. NCBI's taxonomy places the organism in Eukaryota, Metazoa, Chordata, Hyperoartia, Petromyzontiformes, Petromyzontidae. Gene Ontology annotation, molecular function: ubiquitin protein ligase activity. Gene Ontology annotation, biological process: proteasome-mediated ubiquitin-dependent protein catabolic process.